Molecule: messenger RNA, 3050 nt
Organism: Papilio xuthus (Asian swallowtail)
Lineage: Eukaryota; Metazoa; Arthropoda; Insecta; Lepidoptera; Papilionidae
Product: tetratricopeptide repeat protein 39B-like
Exons: 14
Coding region: 530-2380 (616 amino acids)
Molecular function (GO): protein binding
Source: RefSeq, a predicted model, not a curated record
UGUACCGAAUAAGUCGUGUCGUCUCCUGAAUAAUGCUAAUAAAAUAAAAGGAUAUUUAAAUACUGAUUGAAGAUGAACCUUUGUUACAUAUAAUAAUAAUUGUGAAGUGUUAAAGUUUUGUGGAACUUAUUUGAUGGAUUCGUAGACGUUAGUGCAGUGACUGGUUAGAUGAUAGGUUGGGUGUGGUCAAGUGGUGUGGGGGAUACAAGGGUGUAAGUGGAAGGGGGUUUAAACAAAGAGAGGCUUACUCCUCUCAAGUAUAUUGGAACGAUAUCAUCAUGCCGCGCUUAGUAAUUCAUUUGAUUCUGUUUGUUAUUUUCUUGAUUACUUUAUACCUGUGGAAACUGUGUGUAGAAAGUCUUCUCUUCGAGACUCAAACUGUCAUACGUAGAGAUAUGUCAAUUUCUUUCGAAUAUGAAGCUUAAAUAAUGGACGUUAAAUUGAGUUUUAGUUUAUAAUUACUACAAUCAACCACAAACAGAAGAGCGUAGGGAGUAGGAGGCCAGGUGGCCACCACAUCGGCGGGAUUAUGGCCGAGGAAGAGGAUCCGGGACCUCUCAACUCACUACCGCGAGACCUAAGGGGACCUCUCGAGAUGGAUGAUUCGGAUGAAGAACCGGACAACUUCCAAGACGCCGCGGAGGAGGCAUCUGAUGAGAACACGAACCUGCAAAUGGCCCUCGCCGAUUGCGAGAUGGCGAUCAAGCGCUUUUUCAACAAUGAUAUGGAGACGGCGAUGGAGAUUAUGAAGUCUCGGAGCAGCUCGUCUAUAUACCACAGCCUGGGUGUUUCAAUAUUCGAGUUCAUUCCUGCGGUUUUAACCCUGGAUUCGGCUCAGGUAGGCCGAGCGAUCCAGAGUCUGAAGACGACGGUGCACCUUUGCAACCAGCACCGCAGGAGCUACACGAUAAUGCAGACGAUAGGGACGAUGAUAGUGAAGACGAACUACGCUACAAUGACCGACCUGGAGGCUCACGCCGAACUAUGCUUCGCCGAGUCGAUGCUGCUACAAGCCGCCCUUUGCGUCAUAGAAGGGGAGGACAUCGCGGCCUUUCUUCGCGCCGCCAUGAAGAUCAAGAACUCCUACAACACCUACAAGGAGUGCUCGCGCAUUCUCGAGAAAAAGGCGUGGGAAAGCGUAGAGUCGCGCCAACAUUUCCACAGCGGCGUUCGCCUCGGGCUAGCAACCUUCAAUAUCAUGAUAGCAUUAUUACCGGCGAGAAUUAUAACCCUGCUCGAAUACGUCGGUUAUUCUGGGGACAAGGAGGCUGGGUUGGCCGAGCUUCAAGCCGGAGCCCGUCAGCCGGGCCUGCGUGGCGUUCUCUGCGAGAUAGUCUCGCUGGGUAUCCACCUCGUGGUGAGUCAUUUUGCUGGAGCAACACCGAACCUCCAUCAGUGUCGAGAAAUAAUCGACGCCCAACUGAAAGUGUACCCCGAGGGUGUAUGGUUCCUCCUCUUCGAGGGUCGUUUGGAAUUGCUCCGCGGGCGCUGCGCCUUGGCCGCCGCAACCUAUCGCCGAGUCGCGGAGACUCGCCAUCUAUGGCCGCAGCUUCGCCAUCUAUGCUACUGGGAGCUGAUGUGGGCGAGCGCUAUGAUGAUGGAUUGGCGCACGGCUGCUGAGUUCGCAGGACGUCUUAUUGAAGAGAGUACUUGGUCUCGAACAAUGUACUGCUAUGCAAAAGCAGCGUUGCUUCUGCAACUGGGGGAGGAAUGCACGUCUGCCGAACGAAAUCACGUCGUCGAUUUGCUCAAAGCUGCUCCCCUGUAUCGUCAGAAGAUAGCGGGGAAGUCCCUUCCGAUGGAGAAGUGGGUGAUCAAGAGGUGCACGAGAUAUUCGGCGCAGGGAGGCCGGCUGAUGAUGCCGGCGAUGGAGCUGCUCUGCCUGUGGAACAUGAUGUCAGCCCUCGCGGCCGACGUUCCCACGCUUCAAUCCCUUCUUAAGAAAAUCGACUAUGCGAGCGAGGUGCUGGAGCGGGAUGAGAAACUUUGGCCGCCUGCCCUGAUGUCGGAUAAUCGUGCGUUAAUCUUCUAUCUACGCGGCUGCUGCUUGUCUGCGCUUGGAAUGCAACUGUUGGCAAUACAACAGUUCGAAAACGCCGUAGCUCUGAAGAACAUGAUCAAGACAGACACGUUUCUGGUUCCGUACGCCCUGUAUGAAGCGGCCACUUGCCAUUACAACCUCGGCGAAGUUAACCGUGCUGUUCGCAUGUGGCAGGAUGCUAGGAAGAGCUACUCCAACUAUUCGCUGGAAUCUCGACUACAGUUCCGUUUGCAUUCCAAGCUGGAGAUGGCACAGAAUAACGCACAAACUCAAGCAGGCAGGUCUUUACCAACAAAAUCUCUUCCCUCAGUUUCUCCUAAACUCGUUCGCAAAAACUAAAUGCGCCUAAAAGGUCACUACUCUGUGAAUUUACAGGGUAGAGUCAGUAACGCUGUGAUGUAGGUACACAAGACAAAUGAAGUGCUAUUUUCACACGAGGUCCAACAGUGGGACAGAGCAGUAGAAAGAGUAGUACUGGUAUAGUUUGAGACAGAACACUAUUAAGGUUAACGCGCAUUCAACCAAACCUCGUGGUACUGCGGCAUUCAGUCACCGCCGCCGUCUUGACAUCGCUGAUUGAACAGGAUAGACGUAAAUUUGUUAGCGUAAUAAUACGUCGUUCUUGCGUGCACGUAUUGAUGGCGCAUUUGACGAGACGUCUACUCGAAAUAAACAAGAUUAAUGUUCUGCCCUCGUGUGGAAUUAGCUGUGUCUUGUUUAGUGGUAAGUUUUAUUAAUAAGUUGCCGUCGGCACACGUAUACUUAAUAAUGUCUUGCACCCAUUGUACCCGGGUUGCUUAGUAUAUAAGAGUAGUGUAGUAUAUAAGGCAUAUUUAACCGCAUUUAAUCAUUCUAGUAUUGUAAGAAGAAAUAAAAAGCCAACUAAUUAUCAAUUUCACUUACAAUUUAUUUGAAUCAACAGACCUAAAAAUUCAUCUUUAUAGAAAUUUGGACCUAAAUUAAGAAAACAAAAUUCAAUCUCUGAGAUUGUCCUGAUAUUAUUUUUAUC